AUGCACAAGAAGGCUGUUGACACAGGCACGGAUCCUUUCCGCGUCCUCUCCGACGAUGUGCUCGAGCACAUCCUUUCCCUUCUGCCGGGGGAUGAAGCCCUACAGACUUGCGUGCUCGGUACCCAGUGGCGUGACCUCUGGAGGCGUAAAACCAGCUUGCGCUUCAUCUUUGAGAACUGGUCAAAUUUUAGUCGCGAGCGUUUCAAUAAAUUGGUGAAGCUGAUAACCCAUCUUAGGGGGGAUGCAUCUCUGACCAACUGCCAGAUCAAUCCCUAUAGUGAUGAGGACUAUAUCAAUUUCACAGAAGCCAAGCCAUUGGUCGAGUACGCUCUAAAGUGCCGGGUUGAGAAGCUCUCGAUUUGUGCUAGUGAUAUUUUAUAUGAACCAUUACUAGUCAAUGAUUCACCUCUCAUCUCCCGCCACUUGAGGACCAUAGAAUUUGGAUUCCUUGACGUCGUAGGUUCCUCAGUAGAUUUCUCAGGCUGCCCAGUAUUAGAGGAGCUAACAAUAGAAAGAUGCUACGUUGACGCAGGGAAGAUAUGUUCUAAUUCACUAAAGCAUAUGUGGUUAAUUGGGCAUUGUACCUUCUCCGAGGAUAACCACAUUCCUAUUACUGCCCCGCGCCUUAUCUCACUGGAACUAGGUAGUUUUCAAUGCUUGACUCCUUCCCUUGAAGAGAUGCCGUUACUGGAAAAAGCAUCUAUUUUGCUUGGCAAUGGGUGUUACAAUGUCUGUCAUAGUGACCAUAAAUGUGGUGGAUGUUCUCACAAGAAGUGUCUGCUUCUCAAUGGAUUAUCCAGUGUUGUUGAUUUGAAAUUGAUUGCUACACCUAAAUUGCUCACUCUUAAGAUCGAUUUCCCUGAGAACUUUGUAGGAAGAGAAGGAUCCAGGCAAUCAUUUGUGUGUCCCCCUCAUUUGGUUGUCAACAUUAAAUGUAGAAAAGUUGAUAACGGUGUUCACAAGAUUUUGGACGUCUUGAGGACAUGUGGCAUACUUCCUGAGCAGAUUAGCAUCAAGUGUCAUGAUCGCACUUAG
This is a messenger RNA of Triticum turgidum subsp. durum (durum wheat), 1035 nucleotides long. The record is from the annotation of a GenBank genome assembly. Lineage: Eukaryota; Viridiplantae; Streptophyta; Magnoliopsida; Poales; Poaceae.